Molecule: messenger RNA, 339 nt
Organism: Dibothriocephalus latus
Lineage: Eukaryota; Metazoa; Platyhelminthes; Cestoda; Diphyllobothriidea; Diphyllobothriidae
Source: the annotation of a GenBank genome assembly
AUGGAGUGGAGUAUGAAUCCUUUUGCGUACGGCUGCAUAAACUUCGUACUGGCCAUCAAUGCGGAGAAGACGGUUAUUAAGCGUCAACCAGCCCUGUCUGCCGAAAACAUGGAGCUUAGAGUCAAUGUGAACGGAAUUUGGCUCGCGACUGUGAAUAAAUUCGCCAACCUAGAAUGUACCAUUUCAAAAAACAUCAAGAAUGACGAUUCAAUUGCAAACCUGACCUGCAGAUUCGGGCAGGAUUUCGAAGGAUUGCAUCUCUUGUAUUUAAUCGCUGCCAUCUCCAGGUCCGGUUCCCUGUCGGAAGAGAAAAACUGGGACGCCAGGUGGGAGGAAUAG